This is a messenger RNA of Bicyclus anynana (squinting bush brown), 13992 nucleotides long. It is a transcript of the gene Dhc1, whose product is annotated as dynein axonemal heavy chain 5. The coding region runs from base 1 to 13980 and encodes 4659 amino acids. The record is from RefSeq and is a predicted model, not a curated record. Gene Ontology annotation, molecular function: minus-end-directed microtubule motor activity; dynein intermediate chain binding; dynein light intermediate chain binding. The transcript is spliced from 49 exons. Gene Ontology annotation, biological process: microtubule-based movement. NCBI's taxonomy places the organism in Eukaryota, Metazoa, Arthropoda, Insecta, Lepidoptera, Nymphalidae. Gene Ontology annotation, cellular component: dynein complex.
AUGUUUGUGUGUGGUAUAAAACCAGGUUCUAGUGAAGAGGAAGAAGAGGAAGAUAUUUUGGACAUACUUCAGAAAAGGCGGGAAGAAUGCGAACGAAAGGCAAGACGAGGGGAGAUGGACCCUCGGUUAGAGUUCACCUUCCAACUUCUAAUCGACGGCACCGGACUCCCUCGCCACGCUAUCAUGGACCACGUGUUCGAAGGAAAUAUGCUGGAUGACAUCAACCAAUUAUUUCUCCCGCACAUGAGGAAUAAAUUGCUAUGGUAUUACCAAGAUGUGGAAGAGAUAGAACAACGUCCGCUACCAGAAGGCACCAAGUCGCGACAACAAGGUCAGGGAAAACAGCCACCGCCCCUCAUCACUGUGAAGAGGAAACUCUUUCUAUCCGACGGUUGGGACGUCAAGUUUACAGGCGUGUGCAUUUAUAUGUUUCGUAUAAAUGUCAGCAAGCAAUUACCUGAGGAAGGAUUUCAUAAAGAUUUAUUCUGUGGCAUUCUAAAUGCUGAGCGAGUAGGUUUGGUGACAGCAGUGGAGCGUGUAAUGGAACACGUGUACAUGAGUGCACUGGCUCACCCCACGACCGACGUAUGCGAAGAAGUGUGCAAUCAAAUGAAUCUAUUUGACGACGGACAAGCAUUGAUGGCGAAUUUAACCGAUCAAGCGGAAUUGAAGGAAAUGAUCAAAAAUCCCAGCACGAUUACAACAUUGGAAGAAAGGGUGAACGAAUGGAUUAAAAAGAUAAUGGAGAUACUGAGCGAGAGCGAACAGCUGAGACGGGAAGUGGAUUCAAGUGGUCCUCAAGAUGAACUGGAGUAUUGGAAAAAGAGAGGAGCGCAGUUUUCUCAACUGGUCUCAUACCUACAGAACGUUGAAGUUCAACUUACCCUAACCUGCUUACAACUUGCAAACUCAAAAGUCAUUAAGACCUGGCGUGACACCGAUCAUAAGAUAACUUUCUGCUACAAUGAAGCUAAGGACAACGCUAAAUUCAUUCAAGCCAUGGAGAAAUGCUGUCAUUCUUUAUACCUGGACGAUCCUGUUAAAAUAAAAGACUCCAUACUGAGCUUGCUUCAAACGGUCAGGCUGAUUCACAGCGUUUCGCAGUUUUACAAUACAUCGGAAAGAAUAUCUUCAUUGAUGGUCAAAAUAACCAAUCAAAUGAUUGAAACGUGCAAACAAUACAUAACGUGUCGCUUCAAAGAGACGAUUUGGUCACAGGAGCGCGACUUAGUGAGAGAUAAAUUAGUACACUGCAUAAAUCUAAACAAAACCUAUCGGGAUACUUACAUAUUUGUGAAAAACCAACCUUUUCUACCAAAUACGGAACAAUUUAGUUUCUCAGAAAACUACGUGUUUGGUAAAUUCGAUACAUUUUGCAAGAGAUUAAAUAAAAUUAUUACAAUGUUUGACUUGAUGGAUGAUUAUAAUCAUUUAUUUGAGAAGCGAAUGGAAGGACUACUUUUGGGCGAAGAUCUGGAAGACGCAAUGCAUUCAUUCAACGAAGCAACGAAAGCUGUAACAUCCUGUCAGUACGAUUAUCUCGACUACAGAAAUAGUGAAUUCGACAAGGAUUAUCAAGCAUUCGAAGAAAAAACAAACAAUCUCAAAGAAUCAAUUGGAAAUACGAUAGAAGUGAAUUUUUCUAGUGUUUGGGAGACUCCGCAAGGGAUCAAAUUCCUUACAAGAUUUGAAAAGGUUAGCCAAAAAAUACAAAUUACAAAACUUAGUGAGAAAUAUGACAGAGUGUUAAAGCAUAGUGAAAAAGAAGUGGACAAAAUUAUGAAGAUGUUUAAACGACAAAAAGAAGAUCCUCCGCUACCCAGAAACUAUUCACCUGUUGCUGGCCGCAUAAAAUGGGCCCGGUGCCUGAUGUACAACAUGACGGAGACAGUGGAGAGUGUGUGCGCGCACGCGGUUCUGCGCGCGCUGCCCACUGCCGCCGACAUGAUGCGCAAGUACGCAGUCACGCGCACACUCAUAUACAACUACGAGGAGACGAUGCGUGCAGUGUGGAUGAACCAGAACCUUUGGGACGUAGAUGACAGUCUAAACAAUACCCUAUUAAAAAUAGAUGACUCUGGCCGAAUUGUCGUUAACUUGGACCGUACCAUCAAGCUCUUGAUCAGGGAAUCCGACUGUCUUGUUAAAAUGGGUCUGGAACUACCAAUAGUCUGUCACUCUUUGUAUGCAAAGAAAAAUUACUUCACUCUUGUAAACGACUCAUUACAGUUUUUAAUGGAAGAUUAUCUACGCACUGUUAGGCAAGUGAAACUAGAGGUGCGACCUUUACUCUUGCCUCAAGUGGUCCGGCUUUCCUCUCUUUUACUCCCCGGUCUUCGAACAGUGGUCUGGACUAGCGAAGAUUGGAAGGAGUUCAUUGAUCGCGCUAACGCUGCUAUAAACAGCUUCGAUGUACUAGUUACUAGAGUACAUGAUAUAUACACUAACAGAAUAAUUUAUGUGCUGUCGGGAAUGCAAGAUGUUAAUCUAAUAUCAUUGCCCGAAGAAACGCCUUGGUCUGUAGAAGAAUUUAUAGAACACGUAGACAGUGGAUGUCGAAGCGCAUGCGUCGAACUUAACAGAAAGAGUUUGAUGGUUGAGGAGGCAGUCGAAGAAGUUUUGGAUCUCGUUAAGAAAGCGGCUCAGCAAGCUAAACCUAUAGAUAUCAACCCAGAUUUUGAAUUUCUUAUUGCAGAUGAUGAUGCUCAAACAACCAGCGGGGCAGCAUCAACGUUGAACGAGUCGACGACUAGCGGGCAGCAAGACUGGUCCGCAGUUUGGGAGUGUUUCGAGAGCCCACAUAGGCUGCUCUCCAUCCCUGCUGGUGGACUCUCUAAGAGCAUGCAGGAAAUGGUUAAGAAUGCAGUGAGCGAAAUGCGUCGAUACUACAGUCGGAAGGUCAUCGACGUACUCAUUAAGGUCACAAGACGCGCCCUAGAUCUCAUCAUUAAGCAGUUCACACAAGAUGAUAAUACAAGCCUAUCAAAACGUCCUAUUUUCCUGCUGCAAGCAACCCUGUUGAUACCGAACGUAUCAGUAAAUCCCACACUGGAAGAGAUACAAGACGUCCUCGUUUUAGCUGGGAAACAAAUAUCAGGAUUAUCAAAAGGAGUCGCCCAGUGGACGGGAGGAAAACCUCCAAAGGUGGGUUGGAAGACAUUAGCUGGUCACCAAUCGAAACAGCUAUUCGAAGUAGUCACGAAGAUUGACGGACAGGUAAAUGGUACGUCGGCGCCUAUGAACAUGGCCCAAAAGUCUAUGAAGAUGGUCGAAGCUGCUAGACAGCGAAGAAAGAAAUACUAUAGAUUGGAGUCCGAAGAGAAGCCAGUAUUUCCCUUUCAGCAGAAAAACUUUUACAAUCACAUAAUGGAAAAUAAGGAAAUUAUAAAAACCCUAACAUUACUAUCCAUGUGCACAUCUCAUGUGAAAUCGGAAUUGAAUACACUUGUUAAGCGUUGGCGCCCUUACCACUAUCUAUGGAAAUGUGAAAAAACUUUACGUCAAUUACUAGCUUGGAAUCUGAAUGAUUUUGAGCUGGCAUUAAAGAAACAUAGUGAAUUAGAAACAAAACUAGGGACUGAACCCGAUGUUCUCAUUAUUGGGAAUUGUAUAGCAGUUUCAACGGAAAAGUUAAAGUUAGGACUUAAUACCGAACUUAAAAAUGGUACUUUUAAAAUAAGUCAAGCAAUGCGUAAAAAGUACAAAAGAGAGAUGGAUUAUGUAUACGCUAUAAUGAACGACUUAGAACGUAAACUGGAAAGGCCUAUACGUGAUUUAGAUGAUGUCAGGACAGUGAUGGAAACAUUGAAGAAGAUAAGAGAACAAGAAGUCGAUAUGGAAUUAAAAAUUGACCCAGUUGAAGAAGCAUUCAAUGUUAUAACGAGAUACGAGCUCCCGGUCAGCAAAGAAGAUAUGGAGCAAGUAGACAACCUAAGAUACAGCUGGCAACAAUUGCAAGCAACUGCACUCGCUUCUCACGUUCAGCUGCUGACAAUGCAACCUCAGUUUGAAGAUGACCUCCAAAAUAAUUUGGAUAGGUUCCGAGAAGACAAUGCUGAAUACUGUCAUGAGUACAGACACGCGGGACCAAUGCAACCCGGUUUAAGCCCAAGAGAAGCUUCUGAUAGAUUAAUAUUAUUCCAAAAUCGUUUUGAUGGUAUGUGGCGCAAACUACAAACAUAUCAAAACGGUGAAGAGUUAUUUGGUUUACCGCACACUGAAUAUCCAGAGCUUGCGCAAAUAAGAAAGGAAUUAAAUCUCUUACAAAAGCUUUAUAAGUUGUACAACGAUGUUAUAGACAGAGUCAGUAGCUAUUAUGAUAUACCAUGGGGAGAGGUUAACAUUGAAGAGAUUAACAAUGAGUUGAUGGAGUUCCAGAACAGAUGCAGAAAAUUACCUAAAGGUUUGAAGGAAUGGCCAGCGUUUUACGCUUUGAAGAAGACUAUCGACGAUUUCAACGACAUGUGCCCGCUUCUCGAGCUGAUGGCGAACCGAGCAAUGAAACCUCGUCAUUGGCAACGUAUAAUGGAAGUGACGAAAUACAUAUUUGAACUCGACAACGAAGACUUCUGUUUAAAAAAUAUAUUAGAAGCACCGCUAUUGCAACAUAAAGAAGAUAUUGAGGAUAUUUGCAUAUCAGCGAUGAAGGAAAAGGAUAUAGAAGCAAAGCUCCGGCAAGUAACAAACGAAUGGUCAGUCCACGAGCUAACCUUCCAAACGUUCAACAACCGCGGGGAGUUAUUACUCAGAGGAGAUACUACAGCUGAAACUAUAGGCCAACUGGAGGACAGCCUGAUGAUAUUAGGCUCCUUACUCUCUAAUCGUUACAAUGCGCCGUUUAGAAAACAAAUACAACAAUGGUUGUACGAUCUGCAAAGCACUAAUGAAAUUCUAGAAAGAUGGCUCCUCGUUCAAAACAUGUGGGUAUAUUUAGAAGCCGUAUUCGUCGGUGGUGAUAUAGCUAAGCAGCUCCCUAAGGAGGCCAAAAGGUUUUCAAAAAUUGACAAAUCCUGGCAGAAAAUAAUGCAGAGAGCACACGAAACUCCUGGGGUUGUUUCCUGUUGUGUUGGCGACGAUCUACUCAGGCAACUCCUGCCACAUCUUCAAGAGCAACUGGAGCUGUGCCAGAAAAGCUUAAGCGGGUACCUUGAGAAAAAACGUACCAUGUUUCCUCGAUUUUUCUUUGUGUCCGAUCCAGCGUUGCUCGAAAUACUCGGACAAGCGUCUGACUCUCACACAAUACAAAAUCACCUGUUGUCCAUCUUUGAUAACAUAAGAUAUGUAAAAUUCCAUGAUAUAGAAUAUAACAAAAUGAUAGCAAUAAUAUCAUCUGAGGGCGAAGAAAUUAUAUUGGAAAGACCAGUUCGCGCCGAAGGUUCUGUCGAGACGUGGCUGACAUCCUUACUACAAUCUGCUCAGAGCAGCCUACACUCUAUCAUCCGUAACGCCGUAUCUGUCAUCAACGACCCGUCGUUCAAUCUUCUUUUGUUUCUUGACAAAAUGCCAGCACAGGUUGGAUUACUUGGCAUCCAAAUUAUUUGGACCAGAGAUGCGGAGUUGGCUCUAAUGCAAGCACGACAGGAUAAGAAAAUAAUGCUAGACACAAAUAAUAAGUUUUUGGAACUUUUGAAUACCCUCAUUGAUCAAACAACGAGAGACUUGACAAAGAUUGAACGUACAAAGUUUGAAACUCUCAUCACUAUACAUGUACAUCAAAGAGAUAUUUUUGAUAUGUUGUGUCGUUUGAAUGUUCGUUCAGCUAACGACUUUGAAUGGCUGAAACAGUGUCGAUUUUAUUUUAAAGAAGAUGCAGACAGGACAUGGAUAUCGGUAACAGAUGUGGUAUUCGCUUAUCAGAAUGAAUAUUUAGGGUGUACGGAAAGGCUUGUCAUCACACCAUUGACCGAUAGAUGCUACAUUACGUUGGCGCAAGCAUUAGCGAUGAGCAUGGGCGGCGCACCCUGUGGACCAGCUGGUACUGGGAAGACUGAAACUGUAAAAGACAUGGGCAAAACUCUCGCUAAAUACGUUGUCGUUUUCAAUUGUUCUGAUCAAAUGGACUACAGAGGCCUUGGACGUAUCUAUAAAGGAUUGGCGCAGUCCGGCUCGUGGGGUUGCUUCGACGAGUUCAACCGCAUUGAGUUGCCGGUACUUUCAGUAGCAGCACAACAAGUCGCUGUUGUUCUCUCGGCGAAGAAAGAGAAGAAAAAAACAUUCCUUUUCACAGACGGAGAUAUGUCAGAAAUGUGUCCCGAGUUCGGAAUAUUUAUUACAAUGAACCCUGGUUACGCAGGCCGCAAAGAACUACCUGAAAAUUUGAAAAUACAAUUUCGCACCGUGGCUAUGAUGGUACCGGAUCGUCAAAUCAUCAUUAGAGUCAAACUAGCUUCAUGUGGUUUUCUAGAAAAUAUUACUUUAGCUCGAAAAUUUUACACAUUGUACAAGUUGUGUGAAGAGCAACUUACAAAACAGGUGCACUAUGACUUUGGUUUACGAAAUAUUCUUUCGGUAUUGCGUACUCUUGGAGCUGUCAAACGAGUAAACACUAAGGACAACGAAAGCACUAUUGUGAUGAGAGUUCUUAGGGACAUGAACUUAUCCAAACUUAUCGAUGAAGAUGAACCACUUUUUAUAUCACUAGUAGCAGAUUUGUUCCCCAAUCAAGCACUAGAAAAAACAACAUAUUCGGAUCUGGAAGAUGCAAUAAGGAAACAAGUUGACCAAAAUGGAUUAAUUUAUCAUCCACCGUGGGUCUUAAAAUUAAUACAGUUAUAUGAAACUCAACGAGUGCGCCAUGGAAUAAUGACACUAGGACCACCAGGUGCCGGUAAAACAACCUGUAUACAUACUUUAAUGGAAGCUCUUUCAGAAAUUGAGGAUCCACACAGAGAGAUGCGUAUGAACCCAAAAGCAAUAACAGCAGCACAAAUGUUUGGUCGACUAGAUGUUGCUACCAAUGAUUGGACUGAUGGUAUUUUCUCAGCAUUGUGGAGAAAAACCCUUAAACUAAAAACUGGUGAGCAUAUAUGGCUAGUAUUGGAUGGACCAGUUGACAGUAUUUGGAUAGAAAAUUUAAACUCAGUGCUGGAUGAUAAUAAGACUUUAACAUUAGCUAACGGUGACCGCUUGAAUAUGUCACCAACUUCGAAAAUAAUAUUUGAACCUGAAAAUAUUGAUAAUGCAUCUCCUGCUACUGUUUCACGAAAUGGUAUGGUUUAUAUGAGUUCUUCCGGGUUAGAUUGGGAACCAGUUUUAAAUGCAUGGCUCAAAACAAGAUCACAAAAAGAAGUUGAAGUAUUUAGUGCUUUGUUUCAACAAACAUUUCUCAAUACAUUUACUUGGUGCACUCAAAAUCUAACUUUUAGUAUGAGAGUUCUACAAAGUAACAUCGUUGCUCAAAUGCUUAAUCUACUAGAAGGAUUGGUACCGCCACAGAUUGUAGAAGUUGAAGACCCUUCUGCUAGUAAAUCUAUUAAUGGUGAUAUUGAUGAUGAGGAUGAAAAAGAAAAGGUUGAAGAAAUUGAGUUAUUUACACCAGAACAUCUACAAAAAACCUAUGUUUUUACAUUGGUUUGGGGCUUUGGGUCCCUUUUAGAGACCGACGAUAGAUUUCGUUUCGAUAAAUUCAUCAAGACCACAUAUCAAGAUAUUCUUGACUUACCAAAACAACAAAAUAAUAAAUCGAGUAUACUUUUUGAUUUUUACGUUAAACAUCCUGGCAAAUGGGUAUUAUGGGAUGAUUUAAUGACAAAUUAUAUUUACCCUGACUUAGCAACCCCCGAUUACUCAAACAUUCUUAUACCAAUAGUUGAUAAUGUUCGAAUCAACUAUCUUAUUCAUUGUAUUGCUAAACAAGGAAAAGCAGUGUUACUUUUAGGUGAACAAGGGUCUGCCAAAACUGUUAUGAUGAAAGCUUAUAUGAAAAAUGCCAAUCCAGAGCAGUUCAUGGGAAGGUCUUUUAAUUUUUCUUCAGCCACAAGUCCAUAUCAAUUUCAAAAAACAAUUGAAAGUUACGUUGAAAAGCGUAGUGGAAUGACAUUUGGCCCACCGGGAGGAAAAACAAUGCUAGUUUUUAUCGAUGAUAUCAAUUUACCUCAAAUUAAUGAGUGGGGAGAUCAAAUCACGAACGAAAUAGUAAGACAAACAAUGAGUAUGGGUGGAUUUUACAGUUUAGAGAAACCUGGUGAUUUCACUACAAUAGUUGACAUUCAGUUCUUAGGAGCCAUGGGACAACCAGGUGGAGGUAGGAAUGAUAUUCCAUCCAGACUAAAACGCCAAUUUUCAAUAUUUAAUUGUCCUUUACCUAACAAUGAUUCUAUUGAUAAAAUUUUUAAAGUUAUUGGUGAGGGACAUUACAAUGCCAAAAGGGGUUUUACUAUUGAAGUUAGAUCACUUAUAAAAAAAAUUAUACCUUUAACAAGAGAACUGUGGACAAGAACUCGAAAGAAUUUAUUACCUACUCCAGCCAAAUUUCACUAUGUAUUUUCUUUAAGAGAUUUAUCAAGAGUAUGGCAAGGUAUGGUAGGGACAUUACCUACUGUAAUAGAAUCCGAAAAAUGUUUGAUGCUUUUGUGGAAGCACGAAUGUUCGAGAGUAUUUUCUGAUCGGUUCACUCUUCUAUCUGAUAAAGAGUGGUUCAAUAACGCUCUGUACAAUAUUUCUGAGGAAAUGUUGGGAUGUGAAUACAAAAAAAUGAUGGAAACAGAUCCCGUAUUUGUGGACUUUAUGAGGGAUGCUCCUGAGCCUACGGGAGAGGAAGGUGAAGACGCAGAUAUGGAACUCCCAAAAGUUUAUGAACCUGUUUUUGACUACCCUGAAUUGAGAGACCGACUAGAAAUGUUCCUUUCUCAAUUUAAUGAAAUGGUUAGGGGAUCUGGAAUGGACCUUGUAUUUUUUCCUGACGCCAUGUUACACUUGGUAAAAAUAUCAAGAGUAAUACGACAUCCCAGAGGAAAUGUGAUGUUGGUUGGUGUCGGAGGUUCAGGAAAACAGUCAUUAACAAAGUUAUCAACUUUUAUAGCAGGAUACCGAUCCUUUCAAAUCGCGUUGACAAGAUCAUACAAUGUAGGCAACUUUUUAGAAGAUCUAAAGUUACUUUAUAGAUCAUGUGGCGUCCAAGGAAAAGGCACAACAUUCAUAUUUACUGACUUAGAUAUCAAAGAAGAAGGAUUUUUGGAAUACCUAAAUAAUAUAUUGUCUUCGGGUGUAAUUUCAAAUUUAUUUACAAAAGAUGAGCAACAGGAAAUCAUUUCAGAGUUAACGCCAAUUAUGAAACGUGAAAAUCAGAAACGAACUUUAACUAAUGAACUAGUGAUGGAAUAUUUUUUAAACAGAACCUGUCAAAAUCUACAUGUAGUUUUGUGUUUCUCUCCUGUAAGCGAGGCUUUUAGGUAUCGAGCUUUAAGAUUUCCAGCACUUAUUUCCGGCUGUACAAUUGAUUGGUUUCAACCAUGGCCAAAAGAUGCUCUUGUAUCAGUAGCUGACCAUUUUCUUACAGAUUUUGAAAUAGAAUGUACUAAAGAAGUUAAAAAGGAACUCGUUACCGUACUUGGAACAAUUCAAGAUGUCGUGUCUACAGUUUCUACUGAAUAUUUUCAAAGAUUUCGACGCUCAUCACAUGUUACUCCUAAAUCAUAUCUUAGUUUUAUAGGUGGGUAUAAGACAAUAUAUCAGAUGAAGCAAAAAGAAUUAGGUGAUGGAGCUCUGAGGAUGGACACUGGUUUGGAAAAAUUGCGAGAAGCGUCAAUAUCAGUUGAAGUAUUAAAGAAAGAUUUGGCUGUGAUGGAACAAGAUUUGGCCUUAGCUUCAGAAAAAGCAGACCGAGUUCUUUCAGAAGUCACAGAUAGAGCAAUGCAAGCAGAAAUUGUAAAAAACCAAGUUCAAAUAGUUAAAGAAAAAGCCGAAGCUUUAGUAGCUUUUAUUGCAGAAGAAAAAGAAAAGGCAGAGAUGAAAUUAGAAGCAGCUAAACCAGCACUGGAAGAGGCUGAAGCUGCCCUUAAUACAAUUAAACCAGCACAUAUAGCCACUGUCAGGAAGCUAGGACGCCCACCACAUCUAAUUAUGAGAAUAAUGGAUUGCGUCUUGAUUCUUUUUCAACGUCGUUUACAUCCUCUCAUACCAGAUACAGCAGCUCCAUGUCCGAAGCCGUCAUGGGCAGAAUCUCUUAAAAUGAUGGCUAGUACUACGUUUCUACUUCAGCUGCAGAAUUAUCCAAAAGAUAUUAUUAAUAAUGAAAUGGUAGAACAUCUUACCCCAUAUUUCGAAAUGGAGGACUACAAUAUGGAUACUGCUAAACGAGUGUGCGGCGAUGUAGCCGGUUUGCUAUCCUGGACUAAAGCUAUGGCAUUCUUUCAUAGUGUGAAUAAAGAAGUUUUACCUUUGAAAGCAAGCUUGAUGUUACAAGAAGCAAGGUUAAAGGUGGCCAUGGAAGAUUUAGCUUCAGCGGAAAGGCAGUUAGAAGAUCGUGAAAUGUCUUUAAGAAAAGUGAAGGAGCAGUACGAAGCUGCUGUUUCAGAAAAACAGCAGCUGACAGACGCUGCAAAUGUAUGCCUUAGAAAAAUGACAGCAGCAACUCAACUAAUUAACGGUCUUGGGGGUGAAAAAAUUAGGUGGACCCAACAAAGUAAAGACUUUAAAGAACAACUUGGUAGGUUGGUAGGAGAUGUCGUUUUAGCUACUGGAUUUUUAUCUUAUUGUGGUCCUUACAAUCAAGAGUUUAGAAACAGUUUAUUUAAUACCUGGAUGGAAAUACUAAAAAGUAAAAAAAUACCCGUAACGGACAAUCUUAACAUAACAAAUAUGUUAGUUGAAAAUGCUACGAUAUCGGAAUGGACACUCCAAGGUUUGCCAAACGACGAUCUAUCAGUACAAAAUGCAUUAAUUGUCACUAAAUCUAGCUCAUACCCACUUUUAGUGGAUCCUCAAAGUCAAGGAAAAAAUUGGAUAAAAAAUAAAGAAAGCUCAAAUGAGCUACAAAUUACAUCAUUAAAUCAUAAAUAUUUCAGAACUCAUUUAGAGGAUAGUUUAUCUUUAGGAAGACCACUAUUAAUAGAAGAUGUUGGUAUUGAAUUAGAUCCAGUAAUAGAUAACGUACUUGAGAAAAAUUUCAUUAAAUCUGGAUCAAUUGAAAAAGUUAUUGUAGGUGACAAAGAAUGCGAUGUUAUGCGUGGUUUUAUGCUUUAUAUUACUACUAAGCUACCAAAUCCUGCUUACUCUCCUGAAAUUAGCGCUAAAACGUCUAUAAUUGACUUUACUGUUACUAUGCAAGGCCUUGAAGAUCAACUGCUUGGUAGAGUAAUAUUGAUGGAAAAAUCUGACCUGGAAGAAGAACGAGUGGCUUUAUUCGAAUCUGUUAUGAAAAAUCAGAGGAGCAUGAAAGAACUAGAAAGCAAUUUACUUUGCCGCUUAACUUCUUCUGAAGGUUCUUUAGUAGAUGAUGAAGCUCUUAUACAUGUGUUACAAGUGACAAAAUCGACAGCAGAAGAAGUUAAUGAAAAAUUAAAAGUAGCAGAAGUUACUGAAAAAAAGAUUAUCAAAGCAAGAGAAGAAUUCAGGGCAGUAGCGGCAAGAGGUUCUAUAUUAUACUUCUUAAUAGUUGAAAUGAGUAAUGUUAAUAUUAUGUAUCAAAAUUCACUAAAACAAUUUCUUACUAUAUUUGACAACUCUAUAACCAAAUCUACCAAAAGUAACGUUACAGAAGAACGUAUUAUUAUUAUUCUUAAAUACUUAACGCAUGAAGUGUGGGCUUUCACGUUACGCAGCUUAUAUGAGAGACACAAAUUGUUGUUUACUCUUAUGUUAGCCAUGAAAAUAGAUUGCCAACGUGGACUUAUUGCUCAUGACGAGUUUAUGGCAUUUGUAAAAGGUGGUGCUUCUCUCGAUUUGAAUGCAGUUACGCCUAAGCCCUUUAGAUGGAUAUUAGACAUAACGUGGUUAAAUUUAGUUGAACUAAGUAAAAUAAAAGUAUUUUCUGAGGUUUUAAAUAAGAUUACGACAAAUGAAAAGGAAUGGCGUGUUUGGUACGAGAAAGCAAAACCCGAAGAAGAAGUUAUUCCCAGUGGUUACCAUGAUAGCCUGGAUGUUUUUCGAAAACUUUUACUCAUUAGAUCAUGGAGUCCGGAUCGCACCCUUUCGCAAGCAAGAAAGUACAUCGUUGAUUCACUAGGUCCUGAAUACGGCGAGGGAAGAAUUCUUAACUUGGAAGCAACUUGGGAAGAAUCAGAACCUCGCACUCCACUCAUUUGUAUCCUAUCCAUUGGAUCUGAUCCUUCUGCACAAAUUGCAUCACUAGCAAAACACAAAGAAAUAGUUCUAAAAGCAGUUUCCAUGGGCCAAGGUCAAGAAAUCGUAGCUCGUAAAAUGAUAUCUGACUCAAUGAGUGACGGAGGUUGGGUUCUCUUACAAAAUAUUCAUUUAUCGUUGCCUUUUUGUGUAGAAGCUAUGGAUGCAUUAAUAGAAACAGAACAUAUACAAGACACAUUCCGUUUGUGGCUCACGACAGAAGUACAUACUGACUUUCCAAUAGGCCUUUUACAAAUGGCCAUUAAAUUUACCAAUGAACCCCCUCAGGGAAUUAGAGCGAGUAUGAAAAGAACAUAUCAAAAUAUAACGCAGGAUACGUUAGAUUAUUCGUCUUUAUCCCAAUGGCCACCUCUUUUAUAUGCAGUAGCAUUUUUACACACAAUUGUACAAGAAAGAAGAAAAUUCGGUCCACUUGGAUGGAAUAUACCUUACGAGUUCAAUCAAGCCGAUUAUGCUGCAAGUGUACAGUUUAUACAAAACCAUCUAGAUGAAAUAGAUCCAAAGAAAGGUAUUUCGUGGCCCACGAUUUGUUACAUGCUUGGAGAGGUCCAGUAUGGUGGAAGGGUAACCGAUGACUUUGAUAAACGGUUAUUGACAACCUUUACCAAUGUAUGGUUCUGUGAUGUUUUACUAAGACCGGGCUUUGAGUUUUACAAGGGAUAUAAAGUACCUCAAACACGAAAUUUACAGGGAUACGUAGAUUAUAUUACUCAAUUACCAUUGACGGAUACACCAGAGGUGUUUGGAUUACAUAGUAACGCCGACAUAACAUAUCAAAUAAACAGUGCUAAAGAUAUAUUAGACACUAUACUGAGUGUACAACCCAAGGAAGGUGGUUCACAAGGCGGGGAAACUAGAGAAAGCAUAGUAUAUCGCUUAGCUGAAGAUAUGUUAGAGAAAUUGCCAAAGCAAUAUAUAAGCUUUGAAGUACGAGAUGCUCUUCAAAAAAUGGGCGCUUUUCUGCCAAUGAACAUUUUCUUAAGGCAAGAAAUAGACCGAAUACAACGGGUUAUUAAAACAGUUUUCACGACACUCUGCGAUCUGAAAUUGGCUAUUGACGGAACAAUUGUUAUGAGCCAAGCGUUACGCGAGUCUCUAGAUGCUAUGUAUGACGCUCGAAUUCCACAACAAUGGUCAAAGGUUUCUUGGGAAUCAGCUACUUUAGGAUUUUGGUACACAGAGCUGUUAGAACGCGAGCAGCAGUAUCGUGCUUGGUUACGAAAUGGCAGACCAACUGCCUUCUGGAUGACAGGCUUUUUCAAUCCCCAAGGUUUUUUAACCGCUAUGAGACAGGAGGUGACUCGCAGUCACAAAGGCUGGGCCUUGGACUCCGUAGUGCUCCAGAAUCAUAUUACCAAGCUGAAUCGAGAGGAAAUUCACGAAGGACCUACCGAAGGUGUCUACGUACACGGACUUUUUCUGGAAGGAGCAUCGCUUGACAGAAAAUCAGGGAAGCUGAUCGAGUCCAAACCUAAAGUCCUGUACGAACAAAUGCCUGUAAUAUAUAUAUUUGCUAUCAAUACAACCGCGGGGAAAGAUCCGCGACUUUACGAGUGUCCAAUUUAUAGGAAACCGCAACGUACUGACGCUAAGUACAUCGGCUCCAUAGAUUUUGAAACUGAUAGUAACCCUCGCCAUUGGACAUUGCGUGGCGUUGCCCUACUGUGUGAUAUUAAAUAAAAUAUAUUUAAA